UGGGAUCAGGGUGCGAGCUGCAGAAGUUUGGCACAACGCCUGCUCGGCAGUCCUCUCAAGAGAUGGCAAGUCCUGAGGUAGUAAUAAGUAGUUGCAGUGCUCUUGAAGAUGAAAAUCGCUGUACUUUUAGCCAGCACACAUCUCCUUCUGAGGAGCUUCUACUAGAAGACCAGAUGAGGCGGAAACUGAAAUUUUUUUUCAUGAAUCCUUGUGAGAAGUUUUGGGCUCGAGGUAGAAAACCAUGGAAACUUGCCAUACAGAUUCUGAAAAUUGCAAUGGUGACUAUCCAGUUGGUCUUCUUUGGGCUAAGUAACCAGAUGGUGGUAGCUUUCAAGGAAGAGAACACAAUAGCAUUCAAGCACCUCUUCUUAAAAGGAUAUAUGGACCGAAUGGAUGAUACAUAUGCAGUGUAUACACAAAGGGAUGUAUAUGAUCAGAUCAUUUUUGCAGUGAACCAGUACUUGCAGCUACGCAACAUCUCAGUUGGGAAUCAUGCUUAUGAAAACAAGGGCGAGGAGCAAUCUGCUAUGACCAUCUGUCAGCGCUUCUACAAGCAAGGAAACAUCUGUCCUGGGAAUGACACCUUUGACAUUGAUCCAGAUAUUGAAACUGAAUGUUUUUUUGUAGAGCCAGAGGAACAUUUCCACAUAGGAACAUUAGGAGAAAAUAAACUCAACUUAACACUGGACUUUCACAGACUUCUAACGGUGGAGCUGCAGUUUAAACUGAAGGCCAUUAAUCUGCAGACUAUUCGUCAUCACGAGCUUCCUGACUGUUACGACUUUACUCUGACUAUAACAUUUGACAACAAAGCCCAUAGUGGAAGAAUUAAGAUAAGCUUAGAUAAUGACAUUUCCAUCAGAGAAUGUAAAGACUGGCAUGUAUCUGGAUCAAUUCAGAAGAAUACUCAUUACAUGAUGAUCUUUGAUGCCUUUGUUAGUCUGACAUGCUUGGCUUCAUUAAUCCUCUGCCUUCGAUCUGUGAUUAGAGGACUUCAGCUUCAGCAGGAAUUUGUCAAUUUUUUCUUCCUCCACUAUAAGAAGGAAGUUUCUGUUUCUGAUCGAAUGGAAUUUGUCAAUGGAUGGUACAUUAUGAUUAUUAUUAGUGAUAUAUUGACAAUCAUUGGAUCAAUUCUGAAGAUGGAAAUUCAAGCGAAGAGUCUAACAAGUUAUGAUGUCUGCAGCAUACUCCUUGGCACUUCUACCAUGCUGGUGUGGCUUGGAGUCAUCCGAUACCUCGGUUUCUUUCAGAAGUACAAUCUCCUCAUUCUGACCCUUCAGGCAGCACUGCCCAAUGUCAUCAGGUUCUGCUGCUGCGCAGCUAUGAUCUAUUUAGGCUAUUGCUUCUGUGGAUGGAUUGUGUUGGGGCCCUACCAUGAUAAGUUUCGUUCUCUGAACAUGGUCUCUGAGUGCCUUUUCUCUCUGAUAAAUGGAGAUGAUAUGUUUGCCACAUUUGCAAAAAUGCAGCAAAAAAGUUACCUGGUUUGGCUGUUUAGCAGAAUGUACCUCUACUCAUUCAUCAGCCUCUUUAUAUAUAUGAUUUUAAGUCUUUUUAUUGCACUGAUCACAGAUACAUAUGAAACAAUUAAGCAUUAUCAACAAGAUGGCUUCCCAGAGACUGAACUACGUACAUUUAUAUCAGAAUGCAAAGAUCUACCCAUUUCUGGAAAAUUCAGAUUAGAAGAUGACCCUUCAGUAUCCAUAUUCUGUUGUUGUAAAAAGUAACUCUCAGGGCUCUCCCUGGUGAUGCAACAGGUUGGAGCACAGCACUGUGAAGCUAUCUG
This is a messenger RNA of Condylura cristata (star-nosed mole), 1783 nucleotides long. RefSeq names its product mucolipin 3 (gene MCOLN3). Gene Ontology annotation, cellular component: lysosomal membrane; plasma membrane. The record is from RefSeq and is a predicted model, not a curated record. NCBI's taxonomy places the organism in Eukaryota, Metazoa, Chordata, Mammalia, Eulipotyphla, Talpidae. The transcript has 13 exons. The coding region runs from base 63 to 1724 and encodes 553 amino acids. Gene Ontology annotation, molecular function: NAADP-sensitive calcium-release channel activity.